Messenger RNA from Rhizoctonia solani, 1632 nucleotides. RefSeq names its product NmrA-like family domain-containing protein 1. Lineage: Eukaryota; Fungi; Basidiomycota; Agaricomycetes; Cantharellales; Ceratobasidiaceae. Gene Ontology annotation, biological process: transmembrane transport; monoatomic cation transport. The coding region runs from base 1 to 1632 and encodes 543 amino acids. Gene Ontology annotation, molecular function: monoatomic cation transmembrane transporter activity. The transcript is spliced from 25 exons. Gene Ontology annotation, cellular component: membrane. The record is from RefSeq and is a predicted model, not a curated record.
AUGGCCGCUAUUGAUACUCGUCCUCUGGUCACUGUCUGCGGAGCUACUGGUGCACAAGGCUCGAGCGUUGCCCAAUAUCUUCUUCGCGAUGGGGGAUACCGAGUCCGUGUACUCACCCGGAAUGUCGACAGCGAGAAAUCCCAAGCCCUGAAGCAGCAAGGAGCGGAAGUCUUCCGCUGCGACCUUGGGGAAAUAGACCAAGUCACAGCAGCGCUUGACGGUGCAUAUGCCGUUUUUGGACUGACCAACUUUUGGGAGCAUGGUGAAGAAACCGAGGUUAGGCAAGGAAAAAAUCUGGCUGAUGUUGCCAAAACGUGUCGAAUAGAGCAUUUUAUUUGGUCAUCUUGUCCACAGAUCGAUGAUAUUGGAGCUCCGCGUCACUGGGUGUCCAAGGUCUGGGUUGAAAAUAUCUUCAUGAGAUUGGGAAUUGCUUUCUUUCCUGUGAAGAGGGUCUCUGAUGACUCUCUCAUUCUAGACUGGUUUAUUCAUAGUGAUACCCACAUCCCCUCGUUCUCGGUUGAAGAGUUAGGUGCUUGGUUCUUGGUUGCACUGAAGGGCCCUGAGACGUGGAUUGGAAAGCAGAUGAAAGUCUGCUCGGAUAUAAUCAAUCCUCGUGAUUGUGCAGCAAAACUCAGCGAUGCACUCGAAGUGAAAGUUGGGUUGAAGGAGGUGAAUGCGGAUGCCUUCGAAGCUUCCCGGCCCCACGUACCGGAUGACGCGUGGCUCAACUUUAGCAAGGGUGUUGCUGUGCUACUUUCGGGGUCCGUCUCGAUUUGGGCUUCGUUUGUCGACAGCUUUAUGGACUUUUUGAGUACCGUAAUCGUCAUAUGGACUACAUACGUGUGUCCAGCGUUAUCUCUAGUUCUAAAAGGAAGGGAGAUCAAGGGAGGAAGAAGUAUCGUAUGUGCACCUAUAUACAAAUUUCGUAUUACCAUCCCUCAUUCUUCCAAAGCAACCGGGAAACAAAGAAUGGAGCCAUUGGGAGUCGUCAUAUUCUCUGUUUUUAUGAUUGCCAUGUUUCUUCAAGUUGGCGUGGAAGGUUGCAAACGACUUCUUAGCGGAUCCAGGGAAGAAUUUUCUCUUGAUAAAACAACAAUCGCCAUCAUGGUUGUUACGAUUGCUACUAAAACAGUCGCAUGGCUACUCUCGGCGCAAAUCAAGUCGAACGGUGUACAAGCUCUGGCACAGGAUAACAAAAACGAUGUAUUCUUUACGACAUUCUCGGUGAUUUUUCCGGGUCUCGCAGGUGCGACGAACUUGCCUUGGCUAGAUCCUUUGGGUGGUAUCAUUCUCUCCCUGUAUAUUAUUAUUGAGUGGACCGAAACACUAAUGCUCAACUUCAGACAAUUGAGUGGUCGGGCCGCUGACCCUGACGAAUACCAACGAAUGCUCUAUCUCAUCACCCGAUUCACGACCCCUCAAGUAUCCUAUCUCGAAGUGUACCACGCAGGCACAGAACUCAUCUGCGAGGCCGACGUCCAGUUCCCCAAACAAACGUCAUUUGAGGAAGUGCAUAAUGUGUCCGAGGCUAUUCAGGUUGCGUUGGAAUGCCUCGAAGACGUCAAUCGGGCAUACAUACAUGCUGACUUUACAGUGUUGAAUCCUGCAAGCCACGUUCGUCGCAUCAGUUAG